Punica granatum (pomegranate) is the source of this 2152-nucleotide messenger RNA. Lineage: Eukaryota; Viridiplantae; Streptophyta; Magnoliopsida; Myrtales; Lythraceae. The record is from RefSeq and is a predicted model, not a curated record.
CAGAUAAAUACAACAAAUCCUCUCUUAUUUGGUCAAAGUCAGCGGAAAAGAAUGGCGUUGUCGUUCUUCACCCCGCCGCCUAUCUUCUGCCGGCUCACUGCCGCCACGGCCACCAGCAGGUCCAGCCACGGCAAUUGCACCCACGCCCUCGAGGCCAACUUCGUCCGCCUCGCCGCCGAUUUGUCCGACAAGUCUGCCGGCCUCACCUCCCCUCACCCCUAUUUUGGCUGCGUGAUCGCCACACCUAGCGGCAAUGUGGUCGGGGAGGGUUACUUGUACGCCCAGGGCACGAAGUCGGCGGAGGUUCAGGCCGUCGAGGCUGCCGGCAUUGACGUCUGCAGGGGCGCCACCGCUUACCUCAACAUGGAGCCCGGCGACUGCCACGGCGAUCACACUGCCGUCUCCGCUCUCGUCCAGGCAGGAAUUGCAAGAGUGGUAGUCGGGAUGAGGCACCCGCUUCAGCAUCUUCGUGGAAAUGCGGUGCUUGCAUUGAGAAGCCAAGGAGUUCGGGUUGAUGUUCUUGGAGAGGAUCUCCUGAGUAAAGCUGUUGAGGAAGCGCAGAGGUCGUGUCGCCUGGUUAAUGCUCAUUUGAUAUAUAGAGCAGCUUCUCAGGUCCCGUUUUCUGUUCUGAAGUAUGCCAUUACCCUUGAUGGCAAAAUUGCUGCCAGUAGCGGACAUGCUGAAUGGAUAAGCAGCAAAAUAUCUAGACAUCGAGUCUCUGAACUGCGCAGACGUUGUGAUGCAGUUAUUGUGGGAGGAAACACCGUACGUAGAGACAAUCCACGGUUAACUGCGAGGCAUGGAGGUGGGCACAUGCCCAUGAGGAUCGUGAUGUCACAGACUCUCAAUCUUCCACAGGAAGCAAACCUCUGGGACAUCUCUGAAGUGCCUACAAUAGUGGUGACCCAGAAGGGUGCUAGGAGGAGUUUCCAGAAACAUUUAGCUUCCAAAGGUGUUGAGGUUGUGGAGUUUGAUUUUUUAAAUCCCCGGGAUGUCAUGGAAUAUUUCUACGACCGUGGGUACCUUGCCAUUUUAUGGGAGUGUGGAGGAACGCUGGCUGCAUCUGCUAUUUCGUCAGGUGUAAUUCACAAGGUAUAUGCAUUUGUUGCUCCUAAAAUUAUCGGUGGAAGGAAUGCACCAUCUCCUGUGGGCGAACUUGGGAUGGUGGAGAUGUCACAAGCCCUAGAUCUGAUUGACGUUUCCUAUGAACAGGUUGGACCCGACAUGCUUGUCAGUGGGUUUCUUCAGCCAAUUCCAGACCUUACACCUGUCAUGCCAUCAAUAGACGAGACUUCUGCAAUCGACCACACCAUCACUCCAUGUGAACCAAAUGUCAUAUUCUUCUACAAAGCAUGGGAUCCUUAUGGGGCUUUCUCUAACUUCUCUCCUCAUCCUAUUCGAAUGCUUGAUGAGAAUGGUGACUAUGCCACUUGGUCGAGUGUGGAGCACUUCUAUCAGGCACACAAAUUUGUUGGAGUUGAUAAUCCUCGGGCCCAAGCAUAUGUUGAAGAGAUAAGAUCCGCAAAAAGUCCAGAGGAGGCAGCUAGGUUGGGGAGGCUUGUGCAGAGGCGGCAUCCUGAUCUUGUGAGAACCAAUUGGGAGAGUAUAAGGAUCAAUGUGAUGUAUCGAGCUUUAAAGUGCAAAUUCUCAGUAUACCCUCAUCUGAAUUCCAUGCUGCUAUCCACUGUGGGGUCUGUUCUCGUUAAAGCUUCGCCACACGACCUCUUCUGGGGCAGAGGAAGGGAAGGGGAAGGCCUGAACUAUCUCGGCAGGCUGCUGAUGCGGUUGAGGUCCGAGUUUCUCGGAGAGCACUCCUGCUCUAGCGAGAGCGAGUCUUAUCCACAUGAUAUACGGAACACUCAAUAGGGUAAUCUAUACUCGGUAAUUUCUGGUCAGUUCAUCGACUGUGUACAGUAAUAUGAUCUGAAUUUUUCCUGUAACAUGGAUAAUUAAUAAUUUCCUGGCGCAAUCCACGGGAGUUUUCCCUGGAGUAAAGGCGUGUUCUGUCUUGCAGCAGUCUUAAAUGGCUGUGGGAAUGAUAAUGGCAUUGUUUUUAUUUGUCUCAAACUUGCUCCAGAAUGUAUAAUGUGAAGGCAUUAGUGGGGUUUGCGGUGCUUUCAUGAUCAUGAGUAAGAAUGAAGAUUGAGAUCCA